AUGCCUCAAUACAAGCAAAUUAGGGCAUUUUUACACGGGAAAAGCGAAGCUUUGUUGCGCGAUACGCACUUUACAGCUGUUAAUUCUAAAAACGCGAACACUUCUAAAGAGGCAACGGGAACCUUACAGAAACCGAAGCGACAUAACGUCACGCAUACACUCCUCUCUCCUACCGUGAACCCCCUUCCAAAAGGUGGUGACAAACAAGAGGUGAAACCGAAAGUUUCGGGAACUCCAAAAGUUGUCCGAAAAUGUUCCUUCUGUGGUGAAGAGCACCACAUUUCAGCCUGUAAGGCCUUUCUAGCGAAAUCGGUGGAUGAACGAAUGACUGUGACUACGGAGAGGAAAUGGUGCUAUAAUUGUCUUAACGCGUCUCAUUCAGUGCGACAGUGCACAUCGAUAUUCUCUUGUCAGAAAUGCAAGCGGAAGCACCAUACUCUGUUACACCGAGAGCAAGCUGUCAGCAACCCCGAACCUUCUGGUGAAAAAUCAAGCUCAGCAGUCGUCUUGCUGGCUAAAGAACCGUUAACUCCGUCCAAUUCACCUUCGAAUACGACCGUGCUGCUGGCAACCGCGCUCGUCCAAAUUCGUGAUGCUUCGGGCGAGUUUCAGACAUUCCGCGCGUUAUUCGACACCGGAAGUCAAAAUAAUUUCCUCACCACACACGCGGCUCAGCGGCUAAAGUUGAAGCCUACCGCGACUAGUGAUGGGCCGUGCGUCCUAGGGGGUGCACCUGCAUCAGUGACUGGCCAGGUCACCUGUGAUAUAGGUGCCAAGGACACCGUACAUUUCCGUCUGGAAAUGUUUGUUUCACCGCACAUAUGUGCAGAUCAGCCUAUAGGCAGACUCAAUAUGAGUGGAUGGGAUGACCUCAAAACAUUACCGUUAGCAGAUCCUGGUUUUGAUAUUCCUGGUCCAAUUGAUGUCUUGCUCGCUGCCGACGUCUUUGCUGAGUCACUUCUCGACCAACGUUUGAAACGCUGCGUCAAUCAACCGCGUGCUCUCAACUCUGUCUUCGGAUGGCUGAUAGUCGGAAAAACCCGACUAGCGUCGUCGUCUUUAUUAAGUGUACCAUCACCUAAUAAGGAUGAUAGCUUAAACAAUAUCGUUCAACGCUUCUGGGAGAUCGAUACCGUUCCGCAUUCUUCCCGAUUAACCCCAGAUGAACAACGCUGUGAAAAUAGUUUCACAAACGAGCAUUACCGUGACGAGACUGGUAGGUACGUCGUCUGUCUUCCCUUCAAAGAUAACGCUGAGCCUGUGUUUGAAGGCUCUCGGGAGAUAGCGGUACGACGCUUCCAUGCUAUCGAAAAGCGCCUUUCUCGUGAUCCAGACUUGAAACAACAAUAUGUUGAUUUCAUGACCGAUGACUACAGCGAAAGUUGUCACAUGUCUUUGAUGCCUGCUAAGAACGCGGCUCCAAAGAUAUCAUCCAACAAUGCGGAGAUUCCUUUCCACUACCGGGAGCACGAAGCGGCAUCUAUGGCCAACGUGCACCAACUGUACCGUCAAAUUACCGUUGCUCCGCAUUACCGUGAUUACCGGCGUAUUCUCUGGCGAGCUAACCCAGAUGAGCCUCUUCAGGAAUACGUAUUCAACACCGUACCGUACGGGGUCUCCUCGGCUCCGUUUCUUGCUUGCCGAACGAUCCAGCAAUUGGCCAACAACGAUGGUCAUAAGUACCCGAAGGCUAAAACCGUUCUAACUUCCGAUAUUUACGUCGAUGACGUCGUUACCGGAAGUUCUUCGCUGGAUGAUGCUCGUGACAUCAAGUCACAAGUUAUCGCUCUUUUUAAGCUCGGCUCUUUUGAGCUACGAAAAUGGGUAAGCAAUCGACCCGAACUUCUAAGGGAUAUGCCCUCAGAAAUGUGUCUUCCGGACGCCAUCGCAUUCACCGAGGCAGAAGUCACAACCGUUAAGGUCCUUGGCCUUAAAUGGGAGCCCGCUUCAGACUCGUUCGUUUGUAACGUCCAACCGUCUAAUCAACCGUGUACCAAACAAACGAUUCUGAGUGAGGUUGCCAGAAUCUUUGACCCUUUGGGUUUCUUGUCUCCUUUGACAAUCCAAGCCAAAGCCUUGAUCCAAAGACUUUGGAUUCUCGGCUCUUCAUGGGAUGAAACGCCUCCUCCGGAAAUUGUAUCGCAAUGGAACAGUUUCUUCCAUCAGCUUCCUCAAAGUAGGGAUCUGAAUAUUCCUCGCAAAUUCGCCAUCGAAGGUAUUCAAUCGUAUCAACUGCAUGGGUUUUGUGAUAGUUCUGAGAUAGCGUAUGGCGCCGUCGUAUAUCUAAGUAUCACCGAGCCUGAUGGCUCCAUCCGCGUCCACUUCGUUUGCCGCAUCCACAUGCUACGGCUUCCUGUUCGCGAAGCCUACUUUUGGACAUCGUUCCUACCGCUUGCUGGAGACACGUUCCCUCUGGAACGAAUCCCGCAGAUAUCUGCUCACGUGGGCAGUUGCCUCGGGAACUAUUAA
This is a messenger RNA of Cydia pomonella (codling moth), 2469 nucleotides long. RefSeq lists its product as uncharacterized. Gene Ontology annotation, biological process: proteolysis. NCBI's taxonomy places the organism in Eukaryota, Metazoa, Arthropoda, Insecta, Lepidoptera, Tortricidae. The coding region runs from base 1 to 2469 and encodes 822 amino acids. Gene Ontology annotation, molecular function: aspartic-type endopeptidase activity. The record is from RefSeq and is a predicted model, not a curated record. The transcript is spliced from 2 exons.